Octopus bimaculoides (California two-spot octopus) is the source of this 4608-nucleotide messenger RNA. Its product is annotated as protein smoothened. Gene Ontology annotation, molecular function: patched binding; transmembrane signaling receptor activity. Gene Ontology annotation, cellular component: dendrite; cilium; plasma membrane. The record is from RefSeq and is a predicted model, not a curated record. Lineage: Eukaryota; Metazoa; Mollusca; Cephalopoda; Octopoda; Octopodidae. Gene Ontology annotation, biological process: smoothened signaling pathway; central nervous system development; pattern specification process.
GUAGUAGUGGUGGUAACAACUACACCAGCAGCGUAGAUAGUAACGGUAGUAGUGGUAGUAGUGAGAAACAGUAAGAACGUUGUUGUUACUGUCGGUAGCGAUGUGUUCAAGAACUUCACUGUUUCUUCAGAAUCGGACGUUGCCUAUUUAGCGGAAUCUAACACUGAAAUGGAGAAUGGUUAAAUUAUAGUAGCAAGAGCAGCAGUAGCAGAAGCACCACCACCACCGCCACCACCACCACUAACAAUAAGGGAAAGAGGGAGAGAGAGUUUUUAUUCGAAUUUUGGCAUCGAAGUUAGGAAAAGUUGGUGGAAAAAAGUUAGAGAAUUAAAUUUAAAGCACAAUAGGAUAGUGAUGAUGAUAAUGAUGAUGACAAUGAUGAUGGUGAUGAUGAUGAUGAUGGGGAUGCUGACAACGACGACGACGAUGAUGAUGAUGGCGGUGAUGACUUAAGAAGUUGGAACAGAAAACUUUUCCACGUGAAGUUUUAAGGGCGACCACGUCGAAAUGUGGAAACUGUUGAAAGAAACUACUAGAUUCUGGAUUAUUUUUCUAACAAAAGAAACUCGCUUUUACUAACACACUUCUUCUUCUCACUACUACUGCCACUACUACUACUACUAUUGAAAACUGUGACCUAAAUUAUUUAAAGUUUAAGGGACAAUUUCACACAUUAUUUCAAAUUUCAAAUUUUCAUAUUUUCUCUUUAAUUUGGAAAUAAGACAAACUUUUUCGAAUAUUUCAAUUAAGAAUUUUAUUGCGUACGGCAUUCAAGUACAUCUCUUAAAAAAAGUAUAAUAGGGUACUUUGUUUUUAUCCACGGACCUACCGAAAUACAAUGUGAUGUGAUGUCGUAUGAACUGGAAAAUUACAAGGCUUUCCCCCAAAUAGUGAAAUUACUUUUAAAAAAAUCAUCUUAGACUUGAUAAACUUCUCUAAUUUAAAUAUCUACAAAAAGAAAAUCAAAUAAAAUGGUAUAGAAUUAAUCAAUAUCGUUUCCCUUCUGUAUAUAUUGGUAAAGAAGGAAGUUGUAUUAAUUUAAAUGAUUGUCAAUAAAAGUUAUUUUGCGUGUGUGUGUGUGUGUCUGUAGAAAAAAAAGUUAUAAACUCAAAUACAUUUAUUACAACACACGACAAAAAUAACAGUUGGAAAAGAUAAUAUCUUUUCUUUUAUUAAUUCCGACCAACUUCAAAAACACCGAAAAAGUACAAAAAUAAAAAAGAAAAAAGAACUUUUAAAACCUCUUCCGGUUUAUUUAUGAACUUUGAGGAUUUCAGUUACUCCCUUACUACUUUGUUUCUACCCGACUUGGCUUCAGCCACCCGGCUAUCAUGCGGUUUGAUCUUAAGUCAGACAUCGAGAUAUGAUGAACGGGUUAAUAGUUUUCGAAGUGAUCUUGUUAUCAUGUGUAGUAGUUUCCCUAAUGACCCCUACUUCUGUCACACGUGCCUGUAAGUUUCGCGUCGACGCAUGCGAACCUUUAAAAAGCAAUGUUUGUUUAGGGGCCCAGGUUGAUUUCACUCAUACUUCGACCGUAUUUCUGAGAGACGGCGGUAACGACAAUUCGACCGUGACGCAAGAAGAGAUUCAACAGAAGUUACAACUAUGGAAAGGACUCCAGAAUUUCCACAAGUGUUGGUCGGUGGUGCAGCAUCUCUUGUGUUCUGUCUAUGUACCGAAAUGCGAUCCGAACACGGCUGAAGUUGAAUAUCCCAGUCGCGAGUGGUGCCAAAGCGCCGAAAAACAAUGUAGAAUUGUAGAGACUUUUAACAAGGAUCAGGGAUGGCCAUCCUUCCUACGAUGUCAGGCCAAUCACUUUAAGGAAUCUUGUAAAUCACACUCCUUCACUCCACGUUGUACAAUUGUCAUUUAUUUCUUGCUGAGAUAUUUCAACAAGGUGUUAAUGAAAUCUUUGUCUCAAAUGGUCACUUUACUUGUUUCUUUCAUCCAGCUGACCUUCCUGAUCGACUGGAAGAAUGCCAGCCGCUAUCCUGCCCUCAUCCUGUUUUUCAUUAAUAUCUGCUUUGUGAUGGGCAGCAUUGGAUGGUUGGCCCAGUUUGCUGGAAAUGCUCGAGAGGAUAUUGUAUGUAAUGCUGACAAAACUGUACGGAUUGGUGAACCGCAACCAGGUUCUGGUGAAAGUGCUUCCUGCAGCAUCAUAUUCCUCCUCAUCUACUAUUUCACAAUGGCUGGCGUCCUUUGGUUUGUCAUGCUCUCCUACGCCUGGCAUACAACAUUCAAGGCUCUUGGUACCCCCCGUGAUAUACUCAGUGGUAAAACUGCCUAUUUUCACAUCAUUUCAUGGUGUGUCCCUUUGGUACUCUCCAUCACCUGCCUUGCAUCUUCAGAAAUCGAUGGUGAUUAUAUAUCUGGUAUAUGUUUCGUUGGCUAUGUCAACCGUGGAAUACGUGCUCUAUUUGUUCUUGUACCAAUUGCCAUAGUCCUUAUCUUAGGACUCAAUUUUAUGGUCAGAAGCUUAUGUACACUAAUCAGUGUGAAGAAGGAGACACCGGACUUUAUUGGAGACAAAGCCACUGCUAAGAUCCAAGAGACAAUCAUUAGAAUUGGAAUGUUCUCUGGUCUUGCAGUGCUGUUCGUCUGUGUCACGCUUGGUGUACAUACGUACAAAUAUGUCUGGGAAGAAGAUUGGAGGAAGAAUCUCAAGGAUUAUGUCAUGCUGUUCUAUUUGUUUUUUUUUAUUGGCUUUUUUACAUGUCUUUCAGGGAUGAAGUUUGAUUUAAAUAGCGUCAGUUCCAGAGAUGUUUCUUCUGAGUUUGCUGCCAACAUGCCAAAAUUGGUUCGAAGACGUGGAGGUAUGUUUCAGCCCAUGGCUGGAACCCUAAGGAGAUAUUCAGAUUCUGAUAUUGCAUCGGUGACAUCACGGAUAUUUUCCAUGGAAAACAGCGACGGAGAGAGAAUAGAUGAUGGAAACGAGCAAAAACUGAAGAAGAAAAAGAAGAAAAAGAAACGUUUUUCGAAUAACCGUGUCAAACCUCAGUUGACCCCUUUGGUCCUAGCCAUGCAGAAAGGGGCACAGGAGUUCCUUCGGAACAGUAAAAGACACAAGCGCCGUGGUAGUGAUACAUCAGGGAUCAGUCGGGCAUCGGCACAGAGCAUCCAUUUCUCUCUGGAUCGGAACAGCAGUGCUGAUGGUCUGUCUAUUUCGUCGAUGAAACCAAAUUCAGAAUUGAACAUUCAUAAAAUCCACAAGACAGAAACAAAAUCUAAAAGAGUGACAAACUUUGCUAUUUUCACAGCUAAUUCUUUAUUGCCGGGAUCUGUACAAGACAAUGACGGCCCACAAGGGACGAAUUUAGCCAUGGGAGACAUGACUGCUGGUCAUUCAUCCUGUACGCAGUGUGGUGCCCAAAGUGUUUUCCCACCUGAAAUUGCCAUUUUUAACAUAGAAGAUGAAACUUCAUCAACCACAUCUUCAUCUUGCUGAUUAUUGCCUAGACUCCAAUUUCACCAAAGACAUUUCUAUCAGUUCACAGAUAACAUUGCAUCUUUUGGGACAUCCUACAAACAGAGGGUACUUGAGAUUCAUUCCUCGAGUCUCUCGCAAGGACUGGAGGUUGAUGUCUAUUAUUUUUUUUUUUUUGUCUCCAGUUCUGACUUGCCAUUUACCCUUUUGUUACCAUAUUUCUCUGCCUUUGUUUCAAAUAACUUUCAAAAUGAUGAAGAAUUAGCUAAAAUAACAUUUUCAUUAUUAACCCUUUAGCAUUCACAUUAUUUUCUGUCAAAUACAUUGCUUAUUUAUUCACAUUGUUUUUGAAUUAAUCAUACAUUAUCUCAUAACUUCAAGAACUUGAUAUAAUAGCAUAUUUUUACAAUGACAUUACCGGAUAAACAUGAGAAGCCACAUCUGGUUGGCUUGAGCAUAAAACUGAUCAAAUAUUUGAGCUGGAUAUUGUCAGUUUAAAUGCAAAAGGAUUAAACUAGUGACAAACUUUGCAAAUACAGACAAGACACAGAUGUGUGUCAAUAGCCAGCUGGAGGAGAUGUUCUCCUGGGGCUAAAAGCAACAGUAACAUCCACUCUUAGGGUUCAGCUGCAUUUAAGUGGCAAAUAUACUUCACGUUGUCAUGCAGUUACUGUUAAUACCUCGUUCAGAGAUUUAAGAUUGAUUAAACUAGUGUUUGGAGCAUAAAUGAACUUGAGAUUUUGAUGGGAGAUUUUAAUUUCGACAAUUAAAAAAAGGCAAGUUUGUGCCAUAGAACCAAGGGCAGUGUGAGGCAGGUUGGUACCAAAAGGGUUAAAAUGAACAAAAGAGAUUAUAUUUUUGCAUUGAUUCAAUACAUAUUUGAGCAUCAAACCCUGGCAUCAAGCCUCAGCUCAGAAGACUCAUUCAGUGAGAAGUUUUUGAUGUAAUUAAACCCCCGAGUCCCAUUUUAAUUUAACAUACUGAUUCAACGACAUGGUCAUUGAAAAGAUAUGUAAACUUUUAUUGCAGACUAGUAUUGAACCUGUUCCUCAUUGUUUUUAAAACUGAAACUUUCACAUUAACAUUAUUUUCGGGCUUCUGUCUCCAUUUUAAUUUUUUUGUAUUCUCAGGAACUUGUAGCAAUAGACUUCAGCUGUCUAUUUAAAGUGCUGUCUCUUCCCAUG